AUGUCAUACACCAUUACGGCAAGUUCAUUAAAUAAAAAUCGGUCGACGACGGCUAAUGCCGAUGAACUUUUCGUCAAACAUAGUAUUCCCGAGUUACGAACCUAUGAAAAAAAAACAAGAUUUGAUAUCGAAAAGAAAAAACAAGAAUUAAGAUUGAUGGUUGGUGAAAGAUAUCGAGAUUUGAUUGAUGCGGCUGAUAGCAUCGUAAACAUGCGUCAAUGUGCUUUGUCAAUUCAAAAAGAAUUGCAUCACAUGCAAGAUUCUAGUAAUGUUGAUGCAUUGAAACAUAACGGUAGAAUCCAGAUUAAUGAAGAUAAAAAAGGAACAAAAGAUGAAAAUAAACAUCAUUUAUAUUCCUAUGCUGCACAAAUAAAAUUACUUGUAGAUGUUCCAGAACAAAUUUGGAGAUCAUUAGAAAGUCAUAAAUAUCUUAAUGCUAGUCGUUUAUAUUUAAUUGCAAAAUUAGUUUAUAAAAAUCUUCAAGCUUAUAAUGAAGAAUCACCAUUUGAUGUGUCAGUAACUUUUCCAGUAGUUCAACGUCAAUGGGAUGCCGUUAGUCACUUCAAAACUCAAAUUCUUCAAAAAGCUACUCAAUAUUUAAAAAGUUUAGCUGAAACAUUAUGUGCUAUCAUGUUAUUGGAUGACUUAACUAAAAGAGAUGUAUUUCAAAUUUGUUUAGAAUCAAGAACUUUAGUGUUAACAAAACUUUUGGAAAAAUCAAUUAAUUCAGAUAUAAAAUUAUUAACAGAAAAAUUUAAAGAAAUGAUUAAUUUAAUUAGAAGUAUAAUUUAUCAUGUUGGAAUGGUAUUUAUGAAAAUAGGUGAUAAUAAUGAUGAUGGUGAAAGAUCUUUAAUUGAAUUUUAUCUUUAUCAAUUACAACAAGGUUUCACCGUUCAUCAAGAAGAUCAUCCUUCUAUAAUAAUGUCUUCACCUCGAGAUUCUAAAGUUUCACUUACCCGCCUUUACUCACCAUCAAAUAAUAUUCAUUUACUUAUUCGUUACCUUCCUGAAUCGAUUCAAACUUUUACUCCUUUUUUAAAUUUAUCGGGUACUCGUGGUAAUUUUUCUCAAGAAGAUAUUAUUAUCAAAAUGAAUCUAUGGUUGGAAAAUAUUACAAAAGAAUUUCAAGAAAAACUUGAGAAUUUAUUGUUAAAUGUGUGUAAUCUUGUUUUCGGAAAACCAUUUUCUAUUUGGAAUGAUUUAUUAAGAUGUGGUUUUAAUAAAAGAUUUCAAGAUAUCAUAUCAAUAUCUUUUGAAGAAUUAUCAAAACAACCUUCCACCUUGAUAAAACAGAGAUUGAAUACUUUGGAUGAUCCUAAUAACGAAGCUAAACGUUUACUCAUUGGUCGAAUUGCAAAUGCAAUUGCAUAUGAGACAAUUAAUCACCAAAGACAUGAGAAAUUUGAUGAUCCACGUUUAAUUAAUUUACGUGAAAUUUUUAUGCAAGUAUAUUUUAUGGCAUAUAAGCCAUGGAUUCAACAUGUGAAAAAUAAUGCAAGAAUUACGAUAACUAAUAUAUUAUCAAGUUCUUCUUGGGAUGAACAAACAUUAGUAUGGGAAGAAGUGACAAUACAGGAAUCAACGGAAGGCGUAGAAGCUGAAAAAAUCAAAUUACCUUCUCAACCAUCUAGUUCAAUAAUGAAAUUUUUAUUCAAUAUUUGCCGAGAAAUUAAUAUUGUUGGCAGUCCAACUUUACAUGAGGCCAUUAUUAAAGAUCUUGUAAAACAAAUUUAUAUAACAAUUUUUGAUCUUUAUAAUAAUCUCACAUCAAAUGAAGAACAAUUUUCUAAAAUAUCGGAAAAAGGAGCUAUUCAAGUUUUAUAUGAUAUUAAAUUUUUAAGAAAAGUAUUUGAAUCUUGUUGGUCAUUAGGACCUGAUCUUAUUGAUGAAAAUGAUAUAAAAGAACAUCAACAAAGAGAACAAAUGAUAAAUCAAUUUAUUAAAGUAAUUAGACAAAAGAUUGAUCCUAUUGAUUUAACAAUUUUCGAACCUUUUCUUAACAAAAAUGUUGAAAGACAUUACACGCGUAGUUCUAUUAUGUUGGGAUUAUUAUUUCAGUUAAAUCCAAAAGUAACAGAUAUGCGUCGUAAAGGUGUUUCAUUACAAGAUUAUCAUAACAUCAUGGUAAUUGCACCUCAAUCAACUAGAUUUACGUUAUUACCUAUCCGUCAUAAAUUAGGUCAAAGGAAUAAAGGUUUAAUAGUUUAA
Messenger RNA from Diversispora eburnea, 2208 nucleotides. The record is from the annotation of a GenBank genome assembly. Lineage: Eukaryota; Fungi; Glomeromycota; Glomeromycetes; Diversisporales; Diversisporaceae.